Molecule: messenger RNA, 2666 nt
Organism: Sitophilus oryzae (rice weevil)
Lineage: Eukaryota; Metazoa; Arthropoda; Insecta; Coleoptera; Curculionidae
Gene: sprt
Exons: 9
Coding region: 125-2554 (809 amino acids)
Molecular function (GO): protein binding
Source: RefSeq, a predicted model, not a curated record
GUUUUUUCUUCUUUUACAGGUGAUUAGAAGACAACUAGAAAAUUACUUUGGUCGAAUGGAUUAAAAUAUGGAUUGUAUCGACUUUGGUGUCAUAUGGUGAUACACACGACAGUACAAUGACGUCAUGACGUCACCAGCGCCAUCCAGGAGCCCCAUCAGAUCUCGAAGUCAAGCCAGUAGACGUACUAGAGCAUCUAUUCAAUCGGAUUGUCCUCCAGAAGCAGAUCCAGAUCCACCUGGUGAAUCUGGUCCUGGAUUAGGACAAAGAAGUGCAUCUCUUACGACUCUUCAGCCAGCCGUUAGACCGCCGAGAAUGGCACAGUUGGAGACGCUAGAAGCGAAGAUGGCCAGUAUAGAAGUGUCCCUUUCCAGUACACCGCGCAGAAAAAAAGUUAGUCCGAUAUCUUUAAAUUCUUCAAUACGAUCUAUACCAAAAGAAAUGGCCGCCAAAGAACUGGAGAAUUUAAGAAACGCGCUUAGGGAUAAGGAGAAUAUAAUUCAAAGCUUAAAAGGUCAGCUUACCGUGCCAGGAUUAAGACUAAAUGCCAUUUUGAAUGGUAACAACAACAAUAAUAAUAGUAACUGUACAAAUAAUAGGGAACUAACAGAAGUAGAAAAGAAACAGGCUGAAGAUAGACUAGGAAGAUUAAAGACUGAUAUCGACAACAAAAGAUUAGCAAUUAAGAAUUUAAAAAUGGCUUUAGAAAGACUGGACAUUACAGACAACAUUGAUGUUCGAAUUCAGCAGGCUGAACUAGAAUAUCAACUAGGCAGAGAAGAACUUAAUCUACUAACAUUACUGGAAGAGACGAGAGCUCUUCAGUUAUGUAUAGAAGAAUCUAAUAGGAAUUCAGCUGAGGCGAACACUUUGUACAGCUGCGUGGAUGGUGACCAAUAUGUGAUAAUAAAGGCUAUUAGACUAGAUUACGACGUCAAGAGUCCUAAGUUUGCUUUUGGGCCUAAGGAGAAAGUACCUGGACUUUGGAUAGAAUGGGCUUUGGAGGAAACUGACUUACAUAAAGAUGACAGAUUGAUUGAAGUUAAUGGAAAAAUUGUUUUAACCAAAACACGCGACGAACUUGCCAGACUACUAGCUGCAGCUCCCGAUCCAGCUCAGUUAGUAAUUUUAAGGAAAAUCACCGAAAAUGGCAACCCUAGUCCUCCAGUAUCCAAUACGGCAUCUCAAGAAGUGGCAGCGUUGCGAUCAGAACUUGAGCACGUCAAAGAACGAGCCGACGAGGCUCAAAGAAUGAAGGACGGCCUGAAAUCUGACAACAUUCGAUUGACUCAUCGGAUAUCAUACCUGGAAGAACAGGUUUCUGACCUCUUGAACAGGAAAUCUGAGCCAGAAUCUCGCAUUACUUCACCCAAUCCAUCCAUUUCCAAGUCGAAUCAAAAUGUAACGAACAUCAGUAUAACCUCUCAACAUUCACCAGUCUCCACGCAUUCAUCAAAUCACUCAAACGAUGUCCAAGUAUUCCAAAAAGGUCCACAAGUCACAACUUUAGUUUCCAACGUACCUAACAUCGAAUGUAAAGACAAUAUCAUGAUGAGAUCAAAAAGUAGUCUUUCCAAUGUAUCCAGUACACAUAUCCCGGCACCAAGUCCACAACCUGACUACCAUUGUCAUAGAAAUCAUCGCCAUAAGUCACCAAGGAAAACUUCAGCAAGUCGAGAUGGUCUGGACCAAAUGGACAAGAUCACGUUCAGAAAACACCAUCAUCAUAGGGAUAAAGAUUAUAAUUCUGAAACAAACUCCAAUGCUGACCGUAGAUAUAACAGAAGAAACCACGAAAACAGGUAUUCGGCUGACUUCUCUAGAACCACUUCUGAAAAAGAAUAUGUUUCUAACGACGUAGUAGAUCAGAGUUACAAAAAAGCUACCAAGAUCGUUCACGAGCUGACCAGAGGAAAUAAAGAGCUAAGUUUGUACGAGAAACACCGUCAAAAAUGUAUUACUGCUUCGGAAAAGUACGAUGCAGACAUUUUGAAGCAUUAUAACGCCAGGAAAUCUACUUCAGUGCUAGACUUCCGAUCAGAAGUCCAUAUCGGCCCGAAAUAUUACGAUUCUCGAAGUGUUGAAGACUUGGAUGCACCAGAAAGCCCUUCAAAAGGAUUGAAUAGAUUGUUUAAGAAGAUUCAGAACACUCGCAGUGUGAAAUCUUUGGAUUUUGACAGUGAUUGCAACUCUACUUCCACAAGAAACGGAUACAAAAGUACUGAUUAUGGUUCGGAAAUAGAUAAGAGAAAACCUCCCCAUAUUCAUAGUUAUUAUGAAAACUCUAAGCCCAGACCAACACCACCCAAGAAACCACUCAGGUUGUCCUUGCACAAAACUCACAGUUUACAAUCAGUUGAUUCGUCAAACACCACACCUGGUGAUCCGUAUGGGAAAAACGAGUCACGAAAAAGAAAUCACAAAGGCCAAACGCAGAUAUAUAUUCAGGAAAAAGGUUUAGAGAACGGUGAUAUGAACGGUUUUAAGGAACAGAUUAAGUGGAACAAUUACAAACGUGCUAUAGAGAAUGGUAUUGAUCAAGGAACUUGGUGUUGAAAUCUAUUUUAUUUUAAGUUUAUAUUGCUGUAAAAAUGUUACUUUUUAAUGAUAAAUAAUGUUUAUAUUGCUUUAAAAGCAUAGUUUUGUGACUGAAGAAAUUGUAACAGUA